Molecule: messenger RNA, 5465 nt
Organism: Ciona intestinalis (vase tunicate)
Lineage: Eukaryota; Metazoa; Chordata; Ascidiacea; Phlebobranchia; Cionidae
Source: RefSeq, a predicted model, not a curated record
AUUAAUUACUAACUCCAAUACACCUUUUAAUUCUAUUUUUAUUGAAAUCUAGCCAUUUUUAAUGGCUUGCCUUUUCCACAACAGUGCUUUGUGCAUUUUGCCAUAGCAGCAGAGGCUGGAGAAAAUAUAAUUAAGAAAUCAAAAAAUAAUGAAUAAACCUCGUCAGUUGCUGGUUUGUUUUGCGAUCCAACCACUUCAAAAUGGCGUUACCAUCGCUUGCUGGGGAGCGACAGCGAACAGUGUCAGCAGAGGAGGAACAGGAAAAGACGUGGGUAGAAUUGACGUUUAACAAAAGAGAAUGUACAAAGUUUGUUCCAGUUGGUUCAUCUUCCCAAGAAUCAAUUUCCAGAUGUGGUUGUGGGCGAUUGUUGUCCAACCAUAACUACCUCAAUGCUCCACGUUAUAUAACGGAAGAAGAGAACUUACCACUCGGUGCAACUGCCAAGACAUUCUCUGCUGCAGGAAAGCAAAAAGCUUUAUUCUAUCAAGAAGAGACAAAUUUCAAUCAACCAGAAUUCAUUCCCAACUUAGUGUUUGAUAAAACCCAAGAGGAUACAAGAUGGAACGUAAUGAAAAACACUUCAUGUUGGCCAACGGAUGCCCAUGGAACACUGGAGUUCCAGGGAACUGGGGAGGGUGAUAAGUCUCAGUACAUCCGAUUGUCACAUGACACAAGUCCUGAUCUGGUUCUACAACUCAUGAUAGAUGAAUGGAAGUUGCAACCACCACAUAUGGUCAUCAGUGUACAUGGCGGCACACAUAACCUACAACUCCAACCAAAGCUUAUGAGGGUAAUAAGCAAUGGUUUAAUAAAAGCUGCCAAGACAACCGGUGCAUGGAUCAUGUCAUUUGGAUUGAACAUGGGCAUUGGUGCAAUUGUAGGAAAUGCAUUAAAGGAACACAAAGCAAAAUCAAGGGGAAAAGUCUUCAGUAUUGGGGUGGCUCCAUGGGGUGUAGUAGACCAUAGAGAAGAUUUAAUUGGAUCUCAGUCCAUCAAGUCAUACCAAACCAUGGCCAACCCACUAAGCAAAGGUUCAGUGUUGCACGCGGCUCACACUCACUUCUUACUUGUGGAUAACGGCACUGAAGGUCGCUACGACACGGAGAUCAGAUUUCGGCGCCAACUUGAGAAAAAACUUUCCCAACAUCGCAUCAACCCAAGAUCCGGCCACAACUGUUCGAUCGUGUGUCUUGUGUUGGAGGGAGGUAAGAACACGAUAAAUGUUGUCCUGGAGAGCGUGAAGCAGAAUCCUCCGAUCCCUGUGAUUGUGUGCGAUGGAAGUGGAAGAGCUGCGGACCUCAUCGCGUUUGCUCAUCAGUAUGCUGAUGAUGACGGGUUUAUGAUUGAAGAGUUGCGACUUCAACUGCUUGUCCUCAUUGAAGAUACGUUCAAAUGCAGGCGUGACCAAGCUCAAUAUAUCUUUAUAUCUAUUAUGGAGUGCAUUAAGAAAAAAGACCUUAUAACCAUAUUCAGGAUGGGCCAGGGGUCCAACCAGGAUGAUAUAGACAUUGCAAUACUCACUGCCACGUUAAAAGCUCAGUGUAAAUCAGCACCAGACAUGCUUAACCUUGCACUGGCAUGGAAUCGUAUUGACAUAGCUACAAGCCAAAUAUUUGUAUAUGGAAGACAGUGGCCGGUGUUGUCAUUGGAGCAAGCUAUGAUGGAUGCUUUGAUUGCUGAUCGCGUGGAGUUCGUUAAACUACUUAUGGAAAAUGGUGUCAGCAUGCAUAAGUUUCUUACUGUGCAUAGACUUGAAGAACUUUACAAUGCGACCCCCUUACCGGUAAAUGUUGUUUACCUAAUGAACGACGUUAAAAAGAAUAUUCCACCUGGUUAUCGAUUCACUCUAACUGACAUUGGAUUGGUUAUUGAGCUACUUAUGGGAGGUGCUUAUAGAUGUAGCUACACAAGAAAACGUUUUCGACUUUACUAUGCUUCGAAAAACAAGCCAGCAACAGGCAUGAAGAAACAGCUUAGUUUUCGCAUCGGUUUGCCCAACAUUGGUCAAAUGACAAGUUCUUCAACCAGAACUGAUCUUUUUAACAAUCCAACGACCGACGCGAUGACCCACGACAGUAAAUCGAAUUCAGCAUCCCCCAACCUGCCCAAGGAUUUUCCCUACCCAUUCAAUGAACUAUUAAUGUGGGCCCUGAUUAUGAAACGCCAGAAAAUGGCCUUGUUUAUGUGGCAACAGGGAGAAGAAGCAAUUGCAAAAGCAUUAGUUGCAUGCAAGUUAUACAAAGCCAUGGCUAAGGAAGCUGCAGAUGAUGAUUUAGAUGUGGAGGAAUCAGACCAACUUAAAGCUUAUUCAAAAGAAUUUCAAGACCUAGCUAUCCAACUGCUUGAGGUUUGCUACCAUGCAGAUGAUGAUGCUACACAACAUAUUCUAACAUACGAGUUGAAACAGUGGAGCAGACACACAUGUCUUAGCUUGGCAGUGGCAGCCAAACACAGGGACUUCAUUGCCCAUCCUUGUGUGCAACUUCUGCUUAAUGAUUUGUGGAUGGGUGGUUUGUCUAUGAGGAAAAACUCGAGCUUAAAAGUGAUCCUUGGCAUCCUCCUGCCUCCCACCAUCCUUAUGUUGGAGUUCAAGACACACGAGGAGCUUCAGUUGAUGCCUCAGACAGUGGCUGAACAUCUCCAUGAAGUUUCAAGCGUGUCUUCUUCCGUGGAAGGUUCCAGUUCAAGCUCUAGCUCAGUUUCAAGCUCCAGUUCAUCAUCAAGUGGUAGAAGUGUGACGUCAGGUGCACUGCCGAAACCUGACAUUCUGGGUCGUGACAUCUCGGAGCAGAGAGGAGAGGAUGCUUACGUGAUCCUCACGAUGCGGAGGAAACAGAUCGGUUUCCGGAAGAAAGUAUACGAGUUUUAUAACGCUCCCAUCACAAAGUUCUGGAUGCACACGAUGCUUUAUACAGUCAUUCUAUCUCUCUUUACCUUUGUUGUGCUUGUUCGACUGGAAAAUUUGCCGUCAAUAUAUGAAUGGAUAGUAAUCUCACAUGCUAUCACUGUGACCAUUGAAAAAGUGCGUGAAAUCGUGGUUUCAGAGCCCAGUGGUACAAAACAAAAGGUGAAAAUUUGGUGCGGAAAGUUCUGGAACCUUGUGGAGGUUCUUACCCUCAGUAUGUUCUUUAUUGGGCUGGGUUUGCGACUUUCAAACGAUCCCUAUCUACUAAAAGUUGGACGUGCGAUCUACUGUGCCAAUAUCGUACUUUGGUAUUCUCAUUUGCUUAAUAUUUUCAGUGUAAGUAAAUACCUCGGACCAUACGUAACAUUGAUGGGGAAAAUGAUGGUGGAUCUUGGAACUUUUAUCAUCCUGCUUGCUGUUGUGCUUGCAAGCUUUGGGGUCGCACGUCAGGCGGUUCUUCACCCUAAUGAAACAGCAAAGUGGAGUUUAUUGAAGGACGUUGCAUUGGAACCUUACUUUAUGUUGUAUGGAGAAGUUUACGCUGGAACUAUUGACCCUUGCAGUGCAGAUAACUACGAUAAUUUAUGUUCUGUUGGUUCGUGGAUAGCUCCAACUUUCAUGACCAUCUACCUCCUUGUAGCAAACAUACUUCUACUUAAUCUACUUAUUGCUGUUUUCAACAAUACGUUUGCUCGAGUAAAAACAUAUUCUGAUCGAAUCUGGAAGUUUCAACGUUACCUUAUGAUCGUUGAGUACGAGCUUCGUCCCGUCCUCCCCCCUCCUCUCAUUCUUAUCAGUUACAUCUCCAUGAUCAUCGGAAGAAUUUUUAAGAAGAGGAAGAGCAGCUCCUCUGACAGAGGACUCAAACUUUUCCUCGAUGAUGACGAUGUUGAAAAACUUCACGAUUUUGAGGAAGAUUGUGUGGAUGAAUUCUUUCGAUCAAGAAACCAAAACAAUCCAACUGAGGCUGUCAAUAAAAACUAUGACAGAGACAGGUUGACUAGACUGUUGGAUUCUGUUGAGGAAAUGAGAGAAAACGAAUCCAAUUUAUUGAAUCAUCUCUCAGUUAUUCAUGAAAGACUUGCCUACCUUGAAGAUAUUAAUAUUAAGCUGCUAGAUGAAUUAACACAAGAUAAACUUAAAGUUGCUGUUGAAGAAAAUCAAUCCACACUUGAAGAAAAGCUACAUAGUGUAUCGGAGCGUAGAAUGAUCCGACAGCGAAGUCGAGUGAGAAACGAUUCGGAGAUGAGUUCUGUAAGUGAGUGGCUUGCCCCUCCCUUCAUCAGGAUGAGGAACAAAAGUAGUGACAAAAGUAAACCAGCUACACUUCAACCACUUACCAACAAUAACCUUGUGAGAAGAACCAACUCUAUGGGUGGAAUUAACCACAGUAAUGAGAUGUUGAAUCAGAAAAAUCCAGCUUUUAACCAAAUAAAUGAUGCAUGGGAUGAAACGAAGUCGUCCUCGUGCCAGGACAUUAUGAUUCGUGGAAAUUUGAAACCAAGUUCUUCGGAAAGAAAUGCCCCGCAAAAUCAGAGUGUUUUCCAAAGCAAUGAGGUAGCAUCCAACCCAGCCAUCAUUGUGGAGAAAUAUCCCGUGUAUUCUGAUAAUGAAGAUCGUGCAUGGUUUGAUCAAACCAGCUACCCAACCUCUAAUCAUGUGAAUCACGAGAACAAUGACUUUAGUUUCGCACCAGCGAACACGACACCAAACAUAAUUGAGGCCGCAUCAACCUCUGCUAAUGUUGAAGAAAUUUCGAAAAGUGGUAAGCGUCGUUAUUCCAUGACCCCCACCAUUACAAUCUCCACCCCUGGUGGUAGACCUGUGUAUAAAAGUAUCACAGAUAAUAUUGACACUUCACGAUGGCACGAGAUGCACGCCCCUCAUGUACCUUCAACACCUUUUGAUGGUUGGUGGAAUGGGAAGGCACCUGACUUUGAUUCAAGACAGGCCAUCAAAUAUAACGACCAGAUUUCACUCAGUGAUUGGGAAGAAGAAAAAAGUCUUUUACAAACAAAGAGAAGGCAUAAGAAGAAAUCUCCUGGCAAGCAUAGAAAGAAGACGCAUAUGAAACACAAGCGAAGUUUAAGCGCGCUUAAUGAGAGCAUAUCAUCACAUGUUAACUUAAACAACAACUCUAAUGACCACUUGAGUGCAAGUUUGGUCCAGUUAAGAGAUUCCAACUCACUUUCAUCAUUAACUUCAGAUCACAAUAAUAUUACUACUGUCAUACAUAGUGACUAGAAAAAGUCUUCUUCCCAAAAAAAUACAUAAUCCAAAAUCACUUAACUUUUAAUGGAAUAUUUAUUUAUAAAGCUAUCUUUGGGAGUUUUCCUAUUACUUUUGCAUGACAUUUAAAAUUUGCUUCCAUGUAUUAUUGUAUGCAAUCUUUUAAACACAUCUGCUAUUAAACUGUGUUUGUAUCUUUUAGUUGGUGUCUUAGAAAAUGAACUGCUCGAAUUGUUUUAUUUAUUUCUACAUGUGUUGCACCUUUUUGCUUUGCUGCUUUUCCUAUCUUGGUGAAUACACAAUUAAAGAAUAAACCUUAACACUGUUUAA